Messenger RNA from Mauremys mutica (yellowpond turtle), 2101 nucleotides. It is a transcript of the gene HPCAL1, whose product is annotated as hippocalcin like 1. The record is from RefSeq and is a predicted model, not a curated record. Gene Ontology annotation, molecular function: calcium ion binding. Lineage: Eukaryota; Metazoa; Chordata; Testudines; Geoemydidae. The transcript has 4 exons. Bases 434 to 1015 code for a protein of 193 amino acids.
GUUCGGGGGCAGAGCCCAGCGCGGAGUUUGCGCCGCGGCAGCGCGGGGCGCAGCAUGGGGCAGCGUCAGUGACCGCGCGGAGAGCGCCGCUGCGGCCAGCCCGCCCGCCCGCCUCCGCCAGGCCAGCGUCCCUCCUCCCGCGGCUGCAAAGUUCAGUCUCCCCGCGGGUCCCAGGGCGGCUGCCGCUCCCGCCCCCUGCCAGGAGCCGGCGGCUCGUUUCCUCUUUCGCUCCUCGCUCGCUCGCCCGCCUCGCUCUGAUCGCAGCCCGAAGCGGAGCCGCCGCCGAGCAGCAGCAGCAGCAGCCCCAGCAGCGAGCGCUUCGCUUCGCUUCGCUUCGCGCGGGUCCGGCGAAGGAGCGUCCCACCCCGGCCGCCGGAGCGCGGCGAGACCAGCCCAGCCCCAGGACCUGCUGUUAGAUCUAACCAAGAACAGAAUGGGGAAGCAGAACAGUAAGCUGCGACCUGAGGUACUCCAGGAUCUCCGGGAAAAUACAGAAUUCACAGAUCAUGAGCUUCAGGAGUGGUACAAAGGCUUCCUAAAAGAUUGCCCCACGGGUCAUUUGACUGUUGAGGAAUUCAAAAAGAUAUAUGCCAAUUUUUUCCCCUAUGGUGAUGCAUCGAAGUUUGCAGAGCAUGUGUUCCGCACUUUUGAUACCAACGGCGAUGGGACGAUUGACUUUAGGGAAUUUAUCAUUGCGCUGAGCGUCACUUCUCGGGGAAAGCUCGAACAGAAGCUGAAAUGGGCGUUUAGCAUGUAUGAUCUUGAUGGCAACGGAUAUAUCAGUCGUGGCGAAAUGCUUGAAAUCGUGCAGGCAAUCUACAAAAUGGUGUCAUCUGUAAUGAAAAUGCCAGAAGAUGAGUCCACUCCAGAGAAACGAACAGACAAAAUCUUCAGACAGAUGGACACAAACAAUGAUGGUAAACUGUCCCUGGAAGAGUUUAUUAAAGGUGCCAAGAGUGAUCCCUCUAUUGUGCGAUUGUUACAAUGUGAUCCAAGCAGUGCAAGUCAGUUCUAAUUAAACUCUGGACAGUUUGCAAAGAAACUGCUGGCUUGUUGUUCAAGCUUUGCUCGCAAAUGGAUGCCUUCUCAAUCAUUCCUCAACUUGCUAGUGGAUAAGAUUCCAUUGCCAGAUUUUGUGUGUGUGUGUGUGUGUGUGCACGCGCACGUGCGUGUAUCGGAGUGAGGACUGCCUCACUCCUCUCACUAACAUGAGUGCAAUGUUCCUUUUGCAGUUCUGUUUUUCUCCCUCUUCCUCCCCUCCAAUGUUACCACUCACUCUACAUGGUUAACGUAAUUGAAAGGUAUGUUUACAUGCAGAUACAAAGAGUUCAAAUUUCUGGUGAGGUAUCUCAUCUUUUAGUCAGUAAGAAUGAUGAUGUUCUAGUAGCCCCAAGAAGAUACUAGAUAGAAUUUUUAUCCAACUUAGCAGAUGGUAGGUCAUCAUUUUUUGAAGCAAAAUGUGAACUGAAUGGAGUAGAAAGAAGAGAAAAGCUUUUCUGGGCAUGGUUCCAAAUUGUCUGUGCUUUUGAGGAAAAUUGCUUGCACUUAUCUAAUUGUCUACUUUCUUUUAAUAUUAUAUAUAUAUAUAUAAAUUAUAUAUAUAUGGUGAAGUAAAAUUUUAAUAUGUAGGUCAGGUAUUUAUGCAUAAAGUAGAAUUCAAGCUUAAUUUCUUCUUCUUGUCCGUGAUUUAUUCAAAUCUUGAAGAUUGUUUUUGAGAUAUUUAUGCAUUAGCAAAUUGCUGUUAAAGAAAAUGCAUGACUAGCAAUUUGUGGCUAUUUCACUCUGUUUAAUUACUGAAUGCAAAUAUUCGUUCAUUUUUACUGUUGAUCGUUCCAGCGUUUACUGUAUUAACAAAAAAAUAAAAGGAAUAAUUCUCAUUUUGUAUUUCUCGGUGGAGUCCCACUUGGUGGUGGUUGCAGCAUUAACUGGCUUUUGAGUGACAUGAGGUGAUGUGACUCACGCUGCUGUUCUAAACUUUGCUAUGCUCGCCAUUCUUUUGCUGUCAAUAUGUUAAUAGUCUUGUGCAAUCCAGUGUUAUUUAAUAUCUGCCUAAUGCCAAGAAAUAUUCAUUGAAAUAAAAUACUACUUUUCUUGUCAAUAA